This is a messenger RNA of Opisthorchis viverrini, 372 nucleotides long. RefSeq lists its product as hypothetical. NCBI's taxonomy places the organism in Eukaryota, Metazoa, Platyhelminthes, Trematoda, Opisthorchiida, Opisthorchiidae. The transcript is spliced from 3 exons. The record is from RefSeq and is a predicted model, not a curated record. Bases 1 to 372 code for a protein of 123 amino acids.
AUGUGCCCGUACUGUAAGCGAUCUUUCUACUAUGACUUGACGAGUCUGAAAGUGGACAAAGGGCCUGUUUGUCAUUCAGAAUUUGCAAACAUUUCUGUUUCGAGAUGGCCCAAGUGGUUAGAGUGCGAAUUUACUGACCGGAAGGUCCGUGGUUCGAAUCCGACCUCCGCCACUCGACUUCCCCUGUCUAGGCUUGGGCAACCUGGCAGUAUCCCAGCCCUCGUGCUUCCUUCGGGUGGCAUGGCAGCUAGGCAUCGGAAGGGUGCUACAGCUGAACGCUUUCUUUCUUUCUUUCUUUCUUCCUCCAUAAAUCAUAGUUGCCCAACUGAUCGUGAAGACAAUGUGGUGUUUUCGUUUGUUGGCGUACCCUAA